AGCUUAUUCCGAGCUCAGAAUAACACGAGACAGCGCUUCGGAACACACUGACACAACCCGGUUCUAUUCGCUGCAACGUCACGAUCGCCUUUUGGAUUACAAUUAUGACUCUUGAAGAGGUCCAACAACAAGAGAGCCCGAUGGAAAACGCAGACAGGGUGCUCAGUGCAGGCGCUGCCCUGGAGGAGCUGCUGGUGGCUGCCAAGAAGCAAGAAUCCCUGACAGUCGGAGUUUACGAGUCCGCCAAAGUGAUGAAUGUUGACCCGGACAGCGUGGCAUUCUGCGUCUUGGCCACGGAUGAAGAGUACGAGUGGGACAUCGCGCUGCAGAUCCACUUCACCCUCAUCCAGGCCUUCUGCUUCGACAACGACAUCAACGUGGUGCGCGUCAACGACAUCGAACGUCUGGCUGACCUGGUGGGCGCCGACGAGACCGGCGAGCCCAAGGACGCGCACUGCAUUCUCGUCACGAGCCCCAGCGCCGACCCGUGGAAGCAUCCGGCUCUGGAGCAGCUGGCUCUGUUCUGUGACGAGAGCCGCAGCGUGUGUGACUGGGUUCCUGCCAUCACGCUGCCCGAGCGCUGACCUGACGACCUCCUGCAAAACGCUUCACGUGUUGAAGAUGAUGAAGAGGAAGGAAAAAAGGAGCUGGGCUUCAGGUGGGGCGUCAAGCCUCGUCGGACUCAUGUCUGGAUUAAGAGGCUGCGGCUGCAGACCCUACGGGUGCAUUCAGGGUUCUGGAUUACCGUCAGGAAAAGGUGAAGUUCAGAGGUCAAGCGUGGACUGGGUCAGGUGUUUGUGCACUGAAUGACACUGAGGAGGUGGUGCAGCGCCUGCAGGAAAAGGUGGUGACCCUGAUGAUUGCCCUGGACAAAAGAAGAAAAAAAAGUUUUGGGGGUACAACCAGGAGGAGAAAGAGACUGUGCAAGAAAUGGACUUGUGUGAGUUUGGAGGCUCCUGGGGUCGUGGGAAAGAGACAAAGAAGAGAGACAGCAGGCCCCAGGAAGGAAUCCGAGAUGAAUACACAGACUUUAGUUUUCUUUCCCAAAGCAGCUACACCAGGAGGAAUAACCAGAGACUUUUGCUUGCAAAUCCUGAGCUGCUUCUUGAAAAGUCUGCAUUUUCGCAGAUGAUGACAUAUAUAAAUAUAUUUUUUACUGUAAAAUGUGCAAACAAUUCAAAUCUCACUUUGAAAUGUACAUUUUUUUUCUAUAGUUGUGAAUAAAUCUUUGAAACCAAA
Thalassophryne amazonica is the source of this 1239-nucleotide messenger RNA. RefSeq names its product growth arrest and DNA damage-inducible protein GADD45 gamma-like. The transcript has 4 exons. Gene Ontology annotation, biological process: regulation of cell cycle. Lineage: Eukaryota; Metazoa; Chordata; Actinopteri; Batrachoidiformes; Batrachoididae. Bases 105 to 584 code for a protein of 159 amino acids. The record is from RefSeq and is a predicted model, not a curated record. Gene Ontology annotation, cellular component: nucleus; cytoplasm.